GCUGCGCGACGCGCGGGAGCCGGGCGGGCAGCCAUGGCGCGGCGCGCGCGGAGGUAGCCCGGCGGGACGCGGGGAGCGCGGGGGCCGCCAUGGCCCGGCGGCGGCGGCGCGCCUGCAUCGCGCUAUUCUUGGUGCUGCUCUUCGCCUUCGGCACCCUCAUGGGCCUCCGCACGCUCAAGGCUCCGGACGGACUCCCGGCGCUGGGCCCGGGCCUGGAGCUGGCGCCCUUUGAGCGACACCCGGAGGGGGCCCCCGCGCCGGCCGCCCGGGCCCCGGCCGCCCCUGCCGCGCCGCCGCCGCCGCCACCCCGCACCGCGGGCCCAGGCAGCUCCCCAGGGCCGGCCCCAGCGGAGGCCGAACCCGCCCCGGGGCACAGUCUGCGCGUCUACUCGGACCUGCACGCCUUCUACUACUCGUGGUACGGGAGUCCCGGGCGCGAAGGCCACUACAUUCACUGGGACCACGUCAUGGUGCCGCACUGGGACCCCAAGAUCUCGGCCAGCUACCCCCGCGGCCGCCACAGCCCUCCUGAUGACUUGGGCUCCAGCUUCUACCCGGAACUGGGGCCCUACAGCUCCCGGGACCCCGACGUGCUACGGGAGCACAUGACCCAGCUGAAGGAAGCCGCCAUCGGCGUCCUUGUCCUGUCCUGGUACCCACCUGGCAUGGCUGAUGAUAACGGGGAACCUUCAGAUGACCUGGUGCCUGCCAUUCUGGACACCGCCCAUCAGUACAACAUCCAGGUGGCCUUCCACAUCCAACCCUACAAGGGCCGAGAUGACAUCACUCUGCAUGACAACAUCAAGUACAUUAUUGACACGUAUGGCUCCCAUGGUGCAUUUUACCGCUACAAGAACAGCAUGGGUAAGAGCCUCCCGCUCUUUUAUAUCUACGACUCCUACCUGACGUCCCCUGAGGCCUGGGCCCACCUCCUGACACCACACGGGCCCCACUCAAUCCGCAACAGCCCCUACGAUGGGGUCUUCAUAGCACUGCUGGUGGAGGAGGGCCACACCCAUGACAUCCUGGCUGCUGGAUUUGACGGCAUGUACACCUACUUCGCCUCCAACGGUUUCUCCUUCGGCUCCUCCCAUCAGAACUGGAAAGCUGUGAAGAACUUUUGCGAUGCCAACAACCUCAUGUUCAUUCCCAGCGUGGGGCCUGGCUACAUUGACACCAGCAUCAGGCCUUGGAACAACCACAAUACGCGGAACAGGGUCAAUGGCAAGUACUACGAGACGGCCCUGCAGGCAGCCCUGACUGUGAGGCCUGAGAUUGUCUCUAUUACCUCUUUCAAUGAGUGGCACGAGGGCACCCAGAUUGAGAAGGCCAUUCCCAAGAAGACGCCGACUCGGCUGUAUUUGGACUACUUGCCUCAUCAGCCCAGCCUGUACCUGGAGCUGACGCGCCGCUGGGCGGAGCACUUCAUCAAAGAAAAGGAGCAGUGGCUGAUGUGAGGUGCCUCGAAGCCAGGGCGGGAGGUGCUGAAUCCCAGCCUCUCUGGAAGAUGGCACCACAUGGGGCUUGGCUGAGGUUAUAGGCACUUGCUCCCAAGUCAGUAGCUAGGUGCUUCUAGGCCCGUCAAGUCAGGGCCCAUGGGGAACAGAGCUAGUUCCUCAGGCAGGUGGGUGUCCUGCAGGGACGGGAAAACUAGGGGGGUGUUCCAGAGUGGGAACCCCAGGGGCUGGCAGGGGACUGCACUUAGCCCCAGGCAGCACCACGUCUCAGUCAGAACACUUGAAACAAUUCCUUCUAGCUUGGAACUCAGCUGGUUGGUGCUGUGGAGUCACCAAGUCACUGCUCGCAGAAGGGUGUCAGGGCUCUGGGCCAGCAUGCACCUGCUCUUCUGCCAGCCUGUGUCCUCCCCAGGCCUCCCUCCCACAUUGGCUGUCUUCCCCAAGUUAAGAAACCAUACUUAAGACUUUAUAAAAGGGAAAAUUCUCGGUUUAAGCUCUUCCCAGUAGAUUCCCAGACCUGAUUAUCAGGAUAUAAUCCUGAGCAUUCACACAUUUAUUCAACACACCCUCGGCGAGCACCUUACCACGUGCCAGGUGCUGGGGGAAAACCUGACCAGGAAUGGUUCCUAUCUUCCUAAACUUACAGGAGCCAGCUUUCCUUAUUCCUUCUUUGGUGUGGCCUUGUAGCUAGUGCCUAAGCACAGCUAUGAGUUUUUCCUUUUAUCAGCUUUGCCCACUGCUGGGAGUUCACUUCCUUUUCCUCGAAGAAAACACCUCUGUGCUCCAGAGCUCUCACUUUCCUAGAUGAGUAUUUAGCUCCAGGAGAGGACGAGGACACCCCCCAUCCCCAUUAGCUGCCUGAAUUGAAUGAGGCCCACUCACUAGAGCCGUUUUCAGUGCUACUGUGAUUUGUAUUAAAUAUGACGUGUUGUUCCUAUUCUCCAGCCAGCUUUCCUUUUGCUCCCUUCAGGUCAACAAACUCUGACCACUCAGUCAGAUUCUGUGAUGAACUGACAAGUGCGAUGGGCUGGCUACCACAUUAACACAAUGAAAAAGCCGAGUUUGCUUAAGAAAUUAGUAGUUUCAACAAGACUUUUAGAGGGAAUAUUUAGCAAACCAAGGCUUAUUUACAAACUAAUAUGCUAAUUGCAGGGAUCCUCAAAGCAGGCCCUGGGACACCCUCUUGUCAAGAUUCUUAAGAUCUACUUGAAAACAUGCAUUCGAAACCACUGUAUUGAGUUUAUGGGCUUAAGACUGAAGCCUAAUUCUGAGAGCUGGGAUGUGAGGGGGGAGGGGAGGAAGUGGGCCCUACUGGUCACAUAAGGAUUCCCCAGUACCUGUUUAGUAACAGGUACUAAACCCCACCAAAGGAUGGGGCAGGCUUGGUCACUUUGCUGUGAUUCAGUUGGGGAAAGAAACCAAGGCAGGCAGGGACAGGUGAAAAGGGCUGGAUGGUGACCUGGAGUAAUUUACAAGGGCGUGACAAUGAGGCUUCAUCUCACACAUACACAUUUUUAAAGACACUACGGUCAGACCAGGGGGAAGGGGCAAUAAUUCUCACACACUGCUGAUGGUAACGCAACUUGAUUCAGUUCUUUUAAGGCUAACCUGUAUCAAGAGCCAUAAAAAUGUCCAUAUACUUGGACCCAGUAAUCCUACACCAACGAAAUAAUUCAAAAGAAGAAAAAUAAAACAUUUACAAAGA
This is a messenger RNA of Bubalus bubalis (water buffalo), 3162 nucleotides long. RefSeq names its product mannosidase endo-alpha like (gene MANEAL). Bases 90 to 1457 code for a protein of 455 amino acids. Gene Ontology annotation, molecular function: alpha-mannosidase activity. Lineage: Eukaryota; Metazoa; Chordata; Mammalia; Artiodactyla; Bovidae. Gene Ontology annotation, cellular component: Golgi apparatus. The record is from RefSeq and is a predicted model, not a curated record. The transcript is spliced from 4 exons.